AUGGAAACUUAAUCAGCGCCAUCUCUAGUCUUAACAAGUGAUAUUCCAGGUAGAGGAGGAGCUUCACUUACUCAUAUAUCUACUAAUGAGAAUGAGAUAUAGAUUUUGCUUGCAUGUGGUGCCUCAAGAGAGCAAGCUUUCGAUGAUUUUUGGGUCAUUAACAUUGAUCGAAAGACGUAUACUGCCUAAAAUUGUUCAAGGCUAAAGAUGAAGGAGAGUGAUGGAUUUUUACCUAGAAAUUCAAUGGCUGGUGUCUAUGACUAGGAGCGUGAUAGAGUAGUUUUCUUUGGAGGUCAGGAUCCUGACAAUGAGCACAAUGAUCUUUAUGUGCUGGAUUUGAAGACUCCUGAACUUAAGCACAUUGAUUAUUUAGAUGGACAUAUCGCACCUCCUCCAAGAAAUUCUCAUACCUUGACUUUGUCUAGUGAUGGAAAAAGUGCAUAUCUCUUUGGAGGUGCAAACUCAGGUGGCCCCUUAAAAGAUCUCUACAAGUUAGACCUUGAAUCCCUAAGAUUCAAAUAGCUUAAGAUUAUUGACUCAGAGUGUCCCUUACCACAAGCUGAAAUGCAUACAUGCUAAUUAUUGAAUGAUAAUCAACUUUUAGUGCUUGGUGGAAGAGGCAUAUUUGCUGGUUAAACUUUGGAAUAGACAGCAUGUCAAAACUCAAUACUAUCCAUAGAUUUAUCUGAGGGCGAGAAUCAAGGCAAAGUAUCUAAUUUUGGAGCACUGCCAGCAGAUCUCUGCUGUCAUGUAUCUGCUCUUGUAGAUAAUGAGUUUCUUAUACUUUAUGGUGGUACUAACGGCCUUAGAUUCUUCGAUUCUGUAUUAAGAUAUAGCAUAAAAGACAAGAAAUGGACACUAAUGACUAAGAUUCCACCAUCCUGCAAGUCUUCUAGAUUCUUCUAAGAUGGUAGAAUAUCAAGCGCAUCUGUUUAGGUAGCAGGAGAAUGUAUUGUUAUCUUUGGAGGUAGCAGCAUUGAAAAUGAUUGUAAUGACUUCUUGAUACUGCCCAUUGCGCACUUAAGAGAGGAUGCUAACUUUAGUGAGAUUAAUGAAAUUAUGUGA
This is a messenger RNA of Stylonychia lemnae, 1065 nucleotides long. The record is from the annotation of a GenBank genome assembly. NCBI's taxonomy places the organism in Eukaryota, Ciliophora, Spirotrichea, Sporadotrichida, Oxytrichidae.